AUGGAUGAGGCAAGAAUCGGAGCCGUAUCGAUCGAUUGCCCUUCGGAAGUCCUUAUGGAAAUGGGAAGCUACACACAGCCCCGAAUACGUCGUAAACUUUCACCACCGUCAAGACCGACAGACAAGAAGGGAACUGCUCAGGCUUUCAAUUUAGCCAGAAAGCUUCUCGCUAAAGAGAAGACAGCCUAUAAAUUCCUAAUUGUCAUUUCUGAUGGUGAAAGAACCACAUGUACAAGGAACAAACCGAGCGAUGAUGAAAUCGACAUCGCAGAAAAAGUAGGAUGGAUUGAUUGA
Molecule: messenger RNA, 294 nt
Organism: Ostertagia ostertagi
Lineage: Eukaryota; Metazoa; Nematoda; Chromadorea; Rhabditida; Trichostrongylidae
Source: the annotation of a GenBank genome assembly